Ordospora colligata OC4 is the source of this 798-nucleotide messenger RNA. RefSeq lists its product as uncharacterized. Bases 1 to 798 code for a protein of 265 amino acids. The record is from RefSeq and is a predicted model, not a curated record. NCBI's taxonomy places the organism in Eukaryota, Fungi, Microsporidia, Ordosporidae. The transcript has a single exon.
AUGGAUCAGGACCUAAGAGAAUACAAACACAAUUUAGAAAGUCUACACUCCGCUAAACACAAAAUCCAAUCGUUUCUUUCACUUGAGUACGAUCUUACAUGCUUAGAAUCUCAGGAAUCUCUUCAAUAUAUCCUUGAAGUGCUUUCUAACGCCUGCAUUCAUGAACAUACAGAACCAUCUUCUCUUCUCACAAUGGAUGCAGAAAUGAUAAUAAACACAUACAGAUCAAUCGAUCUGGAAAACAAGAAAAAACUCAUCAUACUCAUAGAAGAAGCACAGGUACACUUCAAAAAAUCAAGAGCAUCCAUGAACACUCUGCAAUUUAAUUUCAAAAAUCUACAUAACCUUCUUCAAGAAGAUCUUUUCUUCAAGUUCAUGGCAGAAGUUGAAACGAUCUCCUCAUUAAUCAAGAAUAUGCCAUCCGAUAUAAAAAAAUACGGAGUAAAAAAAUACGGAUAUCCACUGCUUCUACAACAUUCGCUCGUGUCUCUUGCAACACUCACCAACCAGGAAAAAAUGCUUAGAAAGAUAUGUUGCAAAGUCGCACUUGCUGUAAAAUUCGAUAUAUGCAAAAGUAAUUUUGAGAUAGAUCUGUACAAGCAGAUGCAGGAGAUCCUGGAUAAUCUUGAACAUGCUCCUCAGAAGAAUGAAUCUCCUCUACUAAUCCCUUUGGCAAGAAAGAUCACAAAAAGAGGCGGAUUAAAAACUAGGCAAAGGCGGCAGGGAAGAAUCCAGCAUAAGAAAAAUAAAAUUACAAACAUCAAUGACACAGGCCAUCCAAGUAGUGAUAUAGAUUGA